CUGAGGGGCGGGGAGCGCGCGCACGCACGCACGCAGGCAGGAGUGUGUUGGAGUGGACACGGCGGCGAGUGUAGCCGAGCGAAGCCGAAGAACUCCGCUGACCGACCGGCACGGACGCACAGAGAAGCGUGACUGCGAAGGAAGAGACGUAAAGAAAGGAAGGAAGGAAGAAAAAAACCCCACACCUUCCACGGCUCAUUUCGACACUAGGAGCGAGAGGCUGACGUGAACCGGCUCGCAGCGCGAGGAACGAGAGCGGCCACGGAUAGACCCGGUCUCCCACCAGGGACCUCGUGUUCGUCUGGACUCGUAUCCCCCCCCCCCCUCCCCAACACCACCAUACCAACACCUCUUCGUUGACUUAUUUGCUCCGGGCUGGCGCUAACCCUCGUGUUCUGCGGCGGUUCGGUGCGCGCAGUGGAUUUGUUUGGCGUGCUCGCGGAGCUGGAGACGGGAGGAGGAAGCGCGCGGGUCUCGGAGCCGGAGAGAAAUGCCCACGGCGGCGACAAAGAGGAGCUUCAGUGUUAGUCUUUGAUCCUGUCAGAGUGGGACGUGUCUAGCAGGGGACUGAGGAGGGAGCAGUGCCGACUCUGAACAUGGGGCCCAGCCGUCGCCUGGCAGUGCCCCUCCUGCCCAGAGAGGCGUUGCCUCUCCUGCUGCUGCUCUGCUGCAUGGUGUUCUCCUCCAAGGCAGACAGCGUGCCGAGUUUCGUCAUAUCCCCAGAGGACCAGACGGGCAUCUCGGGAGGAGUGGCGUCGUUUGUGUGCCAGGCCACCGGGGAGCCCAAGCCCAGGAUCACCUGGAGGAAGAAAGGCAAGAGGGUCAGCUCCCAGCGCUUCGAGGCGAUUGAGUUUGAUGACGGCUCGGGCUGCGUGCUGCGGAUCCAGCCUCUGCGCACACACAGGGACGAAGCCAUCUACGAGUGCACGGCCACCAACAGCGCCGGCGAGAUCAACAUCAAUGCCAAGCUUACAGUGCUGGAAGAGCGCCAAAGUCCCCACGGGUUCCCCUCUAUCGACAUGGGUCCCCAGCUGAAGGUGGUCGAAAAGACCAGAACUGCCACCAUGCUGUGUGCUGCCAGCGGAAACCCGGACCCGGAGAUAUCCUGGUUCAAGGACAUGCUUCCUGUGGACAUCAGCAGCAGCAACGGACGCAUCAAACAGCUUCGCUCAGGAGCGCUGCAGAUUGAGAACAGCGAGGAGUCGGACCAAGGGAAAUACGAAUGCGUUGCCAUGAACAGCGCUGGGACCCGCUACUCCGCUCCUGCCAAUCUCUACGUACGAGUGCGAAGAGUCCCGCCCAGAUUCUCGAUCCCGCCCACCAACCAGGAGGUGAUGCCGGGCGGCAGCGUCAACCUGACGUGCGUGGCAGUGGGCUCGCCGAUGCCCUACGUCAAGUGGACGACGGGCCAGGUGGAGCUGACCAAGGAGGAAGAGAUGCCUUUGGGACGCAACGUGCUGGAGGUCACCAACAUCCGCGAGUCGGCCAACUACACCUGCGUGGCCAUCUCCUCUCUGGGCAUGAUAGAGGCCACUGCUCAGGUCACUGUCAAAGCCUUGCCAAAGCCCCCCACCUCCCUCAUUGUGACCGAGACCACGGCCACCAGCGUGACUCUCACCUGGGACUCUGGGAACCCCGAACCCGUCUCCUACUACAUGAUCCAGUACCGAUGCAAGUCCCCGGACACUGGCUUCUACGAGGUGGAGGGCGUGGCCACGACCCGAUACAGCAUCGGCGGACUUAGCCCUUACUCGGAGUACGAGUUCCGUGUCAUGGCGGUCAACAACAUCGGCCGGGGGCCGCACAGCGACCCUGUGGAGACGCGCACCGGUGAACAGGCCCCCUCCUCGCCGCCUCUGCACGUCCAAGCCCGCAUGCUGAGCGCCAGCACCAUGCUGGUGCAGUGGGAGCCGCCCAUUGAACCCAACGGGCAAAUCAGGGGCUACCGGGUCUACUACAGCUCCGACAUGAAGGCUCCUAUCGGCACCUGGCAGAAACACAACACCGAUGACAGCAGUCUGACGACCAUCUCGGGCCUGACCCCCGAUAUCACCUACAGCCUCAAGGUGCUGGGUUUCACCUCGGUGGGCGACGGGCCGGCGUCGGGCGUCCUGCAGGUCAAAACCCAGCAGGGAGUCCCUGCCCAGCCGUCCAGCUUUGAGGCCGAAGCCGAGCUGGACAGCCGCAUAAUGCUGAAAUGGCUGUGGCCCGUACAGGACCCCAUCACUAAGUAUGAGCUGCAGUACUGGGAGGACGGCUCCGAGAACAAGAUACCCGUGACCUUCAACCCAGCGGGCUCCUACGCUGUGGAGGGUCUGAAGCCUGACACCCUGUACCACUUCUCGUUGGCGGCCCGCUCUGAGAUGGGGUUAGGCGUCUACACUCAGCCCAUCAAGGUCCGCACCGCCCAGUCCACCCCAUCCGCUCCCCCUCAGGAUGUACAUCUGGUCAGCCUGACCUCCACCAGCCUCAAGGUGAGUUGGGUGGCCCCGCCCGCCGCCAGCCGCCACGGCGCCAUCGUGCGCUACACGGUCAUCUACCAGGCGCUGGCCGGGGAGGACACGGAGCGGCACGAGGUGAUGGGCAUCGGCGCAGAAGCUACCAGCUAUUUGCUGGAGGGCCUGGAGAAGUGGACUGAGUAUCAGGUGUGGGUGAGGGCGCACACUAAUGUGGGCCCGGGCCCUGACAGUGCCCCGGUGAGGAUGAGGACCAAAGAGGAUGUGCCCGGAGCACCCCCCAGGAAGCUCGAAGUUGAGGCCAUAAACUCCACGGCAAUCCGGGUAACCUGGAAGCCGCCCCUGCAGGGGAAGCAGCACGGCCAAAUCCGAGGCUACCAAGUGAUUUUCUCUCGACUGGAAAACGGUGAACCGCGAGGCCAGCCGAACAUCAUGGACGUUGCUUUGCCAGAGGCUCAGUGGAAUAUUGAGGAGUCCACCGAGCAUGAGGCCAUUAUUGGUGGACUGCACUCUGAAACCACCUACUCUGUCACUGUAGCAGCGUACACCACCAAGGGAGACGGAGCUCGUAGCAAAGCUAAAGUCAUCACCACCACUGGUGCAGUGCCCGGCAAGCCCACUAUGAUGAUCAGCACCACCAUGGGCAACACGGCACUGAUCCAGUGGCAGCCGCCCAAGGAAAUGGUGGGCGAGCUGAUGGGCUACCAGUUGCAGUACAAGCGCACCGAUGAGGAACCCUUCGUCUCCCGCGAGCUGAGAAAGACGGACGACCACUACACCGCCACCGGUUUGCACAAGGGCGCCACCUACGUCUUCCGCCUCAGCGCCCGUAACCGCGCAGGGAUCGGCGAGGCCUACGUGAAGGAGAUCAGCACCCCGGAAGACGUGCCCUCGGGCUUCCCGUUCAACCUCCAAGUCACGGGCCUGACCCAGUCCAGCACCCAGCUGACGUGGGAGCCCCCCCUGGUGGCCGAAAGGAAUGGGAAGAUCGUGUACUACGCGGUUGUGUACAGGGACAUCAACAGCCAGCAGAACAGCACAAACCGCACGGCCGACACGCACAUGACCAUCCAGGGGCUGAACCCGGACACCACCUACGACAUCCGCGUGCAGGCGUUCACCAGCAAGGGCGGGGGGCCCCUCAGCCCCAGCAUUCAGAGCAGGACCAUGUCCAAUGAUUUUCCCACCCUGAAUUUUGGUGUCAAAGCAGUCAUGAAAACUUCGGUCCUCCUCACUUGGGAUUUGCCGAUAAACUACAAAUCCCAGGUGCCUUUCAAGAUCUUGUACAACCAGCAAAGCGUGGAAGUGCAGGGAAACCUGAAGAGGAAGCUGAUCGCGCAGCUGCAGCCGGACACAGACUACUCUUUUGUGCUGACGAGCAGGGGCAACAUUGCCGGGGGUCUGCAGCAGCAGGUGUCCAUCCGCACCGCCCCAGACCUGAUCAAGACCAAGCCCAGCACACAUCAGGUUCAGGGCGGCAAGAUGACCAUCAACCUGCCCAGUGUCCAGACUACGACGCGCGUCAGGUGGUACUACAUAGUGGUGGUUCCGGUGUCUCAGUCAACCCGGCGGUGGAAGAAUCCAGACGAGAUGGACCUGGACGAGCUGCUCAAGUCCAGUGAAGGCCCCGUCCUGAGGCGCCGCCGUCACCUGGAUUCCUCCCAGCCGUACAUCGCUGCCAAGUUGGCCUCACUGCCCCCCGCCUUCACCGUGGGGGACGAGAAGAUGUACAACGGCUUCAUCAACAAGCCGCUCACCAGCUCGCAGGAGUACCUCUGCUUUGUCGUGGCAGUGCUCAGAUUCGAAGGAACAGACAGCACUGCUAAUUAUAUGACAUUUUCAGCCAGUCCCUACUCGGAUCCAAUCCAGGUCACAACAACUAUGUCUCAGGGAACGGAGCAACCCGAAAUGUUGUGGGUCAUGGGCCCAGUGCUGGCUGUGGUCCUCAUCAUCAUCAUCGUCAUUGCCAUCCUGCUCUUUAAGAAGAAAAGGGCAUCUCCCCUACCCAAAGACGACCAUUCAGGCGGGGUGAAAGACUCCCUGCUGGCCAACUCCUCUGACCCCGUGGAGAUGAGAAGACUCAACUACCAGACCCCAGGUCCCAGCUCUCAUCGCUGCCCCAACACUCCAAGAAUGAGGGAGCACCCGCCCAUUCCGGUCAUUGACCUGGCGGACCACAUAGAGCGACUGAAGGCCAACGACGGCCUCCGCUUUUCCCAGGAGUACGAGUCCAUUGAUCCGGGCCAGCAGUUUACCUGGGAGAACUCCAACAUGGAGGUCAACAAGCCAAAGAAUCGCUAUGCAAACGUCAUCGCCUAUGACCACUCCAGAGUGGUGCUCACCUCUGUUGACGCCGUUCCAGGCAGUGACUACAUCAAUACCAACUACAUCGACGGCUACAGGAAGCAGAAUGCCUACAUUGCCACACAGGGGCCGCUGCCAGAGACACUGAGCGACUUCUGGAGGAUGGUGUGGGAACAAAGAUCCAACACCAUCGUCAUGAUGACCAGACUGGAGGAAAAGUCCCGGGUGAAGUGUGACCAGUACUGGCCGUCGCGAGGCACAGAGACCUACGGAAUGAUCCAGGUCACCAUGCUGGACACUGUGGAGUUGGCCACUUACAGCGUCCGCACUUUCGCCCUCUACAAGAAUGGCUCCAGUGAGAAGAGAGAGGUGAGACAGUUCCAGUUUAUGGCCUGGCCAGACCACGGCGUGCCCGAGUACCCCACCCCCAUCCUGGCCUUCCUGCGCAGGGUGAAGGCCUGCAAUCCUCCAGAUGCAGGGCCCAUGGUGGUCCACUGCAGUGCGGGCGUGGGCAGGACCGGCUGCUUCAUCGUGAUCGAUGCCAUGCUGGAGCGCAUGAAGCACGAGAAGUCAGUAGACAUCUACGGCCACGUGACCUGCAUGCGUGCCCAGAGGAACUACAUGGUCCAGACCGAGGACCAGUACAUCUUUAUCCACGAGGCACUGCUGGAGGCCGCCACAUGUGGCAACACCGAGGUUCCGGCGCGCAACCUGUUCGCCCACAUCCAGAAACUCACCCAGCCGCCGCCCGGAGAGACGGUUACUGCCAUGGAGCUGGAGUUCAAGAGACUGGCCAACUCCAAAGCUCACACGUCGCGCUUCAUCAGCGCCAACCUGCCCUGCAACAAGUUCAAGAACCGCCUGGUCAACAUCAUGCCUUUUGAGUCCACCCGCGUCUGCCUGCAGCCCAUCCGUGGAGUCGAGGGCUCUGACUACAUCAACGCCAGCUGCAUUGACGGCUACAGACAGCAGAAGGCCUACCUGGCAACACAGGGUCCCCUGGCAGAGACCACCGAGGACUUCUGGAGGAUGCUGUGGGAGCACAACUCCACCAUCGUCGUCAUGCUCACCAAGCUACGAGAGAUGGGACGGGAGAAGUGCCAUCAGUACUGGCCAGCAGAGCGUUCGGCCAGGUACCAGUACUUUGUGGUGGAUCCAAUGGCAGAGUACAACAUGCCCCAGUACAUCCUCCGAGAGUUCAAAGUCACAGAUGCCCGGGACGGCCAGUCCAGAACAAUCCGCCAAUUCCAGUUCACUGACUGGCCCGAGCAAGGAGUGCCAAAAACUGGAGAAGGCUUCAUUGACUUCAUUGGACAAGUGCACAAAACCAAGGAACAGUUUGGGCAGGAUGGACCAAUCACUGUACACUGCAGCGCCGGAGUCGGCCGGACCGGAGUCUUCAUCACCCUGAGCAUCGUUCUGGAGAGGAUGAGGUACGAAGGAGUGGUCGACCUCUUCCAGACAGUGAAGACACUUCGCACCCAGCGGCCGGCCAUGGUGCAGACCGAGGACCAGUACCAGUUGUGCUACAGGGCGGCGUUGGAGUACCUGGGGAGCUUCGACCACUAUGCAACAUAACCACUCCCACCGAGCAGCCUCCCUGGUGCAACCUCUCAGGCGUGUGCCAAGUGUCCCAUCUCAGCCACCAUCCACUCACCCCCAACAGCCCGAGCCCUCGCAGCUACCAGAGGGGAGGGGACAAAAGGGACGCGCGCCCGCGGCGCGGACCCGGAGGUCGCGGGGUUCAAACCGAUCACAGCGAUCCACGCCGACUUACCCAACGACAUGAGAUUUUUGCUUUAAAAAUAAUAAUAACAGAAACAUUACAAUGACAAUGCAAAAGAUGACAACACUUGUACAGACGCGACGGGGCAGAGCGGCAGCUCGCCCCUCUGCCCCGUCGAAGCCAAACCUCCCUGAUUGUCAAAGGCUACUGGUAGCACUAAGAGAGCACUCUUGAUUUUUUUUUUUUACAUUUAUUGUCAAUAUUAUGAUUCAUUGUGUUAAAUGUUAUUGUUUAGUAUAUUUGUGGUUGUAAUAAUCAUUUUAACAUUGGACAUUUAUUCUGUCUUAAGCUGCCCAGCCUGGGGGGUGAAUUAUUUUCAUAAUCGGUACUUUUCUGUUUUUAUUAUUAUUUUAGGGUACUUUAGAACAAGGGACAUGUAUUUUUAACACGUUCCUAGAUACUAAUACAAGAGGAACUCUGUUCUCUGGGCUGCUGUCAGAUUUCUUUUGUGAUCGGACAUUAUUGUUUUAUUUUAUGGGUCAUACAUUUUGUGUUUGGUCUUACUCAGUUCAAUUUCUCAAAAAAUUGCCUUUUCACUUGCCGUUUUGGAUAAAAGAAAAAAAAAUCAAAAUCAGCUUUGAGAAAAGUGAUUUCAGAGCACACACUUUGCUAAAGUUUGGCCUGUAAACUUGGUAGCUAAAAACAAGACGUGAAAUAGCUAACAGGAGACUAAAUCAAGAGGUGUACAGAAAUGGAAAGCACAUGAUUUCUACGUGUUCUUUUGUUGUUGUUGUUGUUGUUUUUGUUUUACAUCAGAAGCCUGUGGCAUUGAGGCCUUCAUCCUUACCUGAGGAAAACAGACUUUUGUACCCAAAGGGUGGUUGACAGAAAAGAAUCUCCCUGAUUUCCGAAUAAAGUUGCUCUUCAAGUCCCUCCCAUCUCCUCGCUGCCCAUUGGUCCGCUCAGUCGGCUGGAGCCAAGCCCCGCCCACCGAAAGGAGCCGAAGCGCUUCAGACGGGCUGCAAGGUCGAGCCGUCAGCGACGACCCCUGUACAGAAUCAACCAUUCCUACCAGAGGGAAAGAGACUCGGCCGCUUUGGACUGACACCUGGUAUUAUUUUAUACAGAAAUAGAACUAUAAAUAUAUAUAUAUAAAUAUAUAUAAUUAUGAUUGAUUAUAUAUAUGUACAAUUACACAUAGAUAUAUACACAGCUUCAAAGGUAUAUUGUUAAAAAGGAUCAAUUCCGCUGAUCUACCAACCCGAUGAGAGACUGCUGUCCCAGGGUGUGUAUUAAUGGAUCCACCCAUGUAUCUACUGUACUACCAUAGUAAUCUUUGACUGCUGUUUGUCCAUCUGAACGAGGGGAAAACAGCACAACCCCCCCCCCCCCCCCCACACACACACACACACACACACGCUCCCCCCACCCAUUAAAAUGGACUACUCCUCACCCGGGUCGAGCACCACUGAAGCACACGUCUUCUCCCACAAGCAUUGCGGGAGGCCUGAAAGUUGUGGUGAAGGUGGGAGGGAGGAAGGGAGGGAGGGAGGGAGGGAGGAAGGGGGACUUGAAAACGCUGGCGAUAAACUCUACAAUGUUCAUUUUUACCUUGUGAAUGCUUAGUGCUGUAGGGGUUCAAUCUGUUGUACACACAGUCUGUUUUCUAUUUGUUGAUAAAGAACUGGAAUUUAAAAGAAACUGUUGAUGAAAAUGAAAAAACAUUGAUGUUAAUAAAGUAAAAUAAUUGGGUUUUUGUACAAA
Molecule: messenger RNA, 8250 nt
Organism: Pungitius pungitius (ninespine stickleback)
Lineage: Eukaryota; Metazoa; Chordata; Actinopteri; Perciformes; Gasterosteidae
Product: receptor-type tyrosine-protein phosphatase F
Exons: 35
Coding region: 597-6338 (1913 amino acids)
Biological process (GO): peptidyl-tyrosine dephosphorylation involved in inactivation of protein kinase activity
Cellular component (GO): signaling receptor complex
Molecular function (GO): protein binding; protein tyrosine phosphatase activity
Source: RefSeq, a predicted model, not a curated record